AUGCUUUCUGCCCACCAAGACUUGGCUGCUGCAAAUCUUUGCUUCAGCUUCCCCAGUCCUGCUCACAGCAUGAACGACUCUUCAAAUGAAUUUGAGUUCGAUGGAUGGGAUGAAACAAUCAAAGGUGGACCAUGGAAUGGAGGAGCCUUCAGGAAUUAUGGCUAUUAUGGCAACCCAAGCAGUCAUGAACUUAGCUGGCUGGCCAAUGAUGGUGAUUCAACUGUUGCAUCAGCACCAUCUGGGGAGAAUAAGGGCUUACCAACAUCUCAGAAUUAUACAAUUGAGGAUUACAAUGACUAUCAGAAGCCCGACACCCAACACCGACAAGAGAUGCUCAACAUGGUCAACAACAUGUCUGACUCAACUUUUGAGGUUUCCCUGCGACAUCUUAUAAAGUUGCCCAAGAUUGCAAAUUCCAUUCAGGAGACUCCAGGGAAAGGGAAAGAAGACAAGUUUCUGAGUGCAGAGGCGCAAAAGAAGGAAAAGAAAGGGAUGAAAAGGGGUUCAAGGAGCGAGAGCAUGGACAAUGGAGCUUUCCUUCUAAAAGUGUUCUUCCCAGUACUUUUGGGUGGAAGGAGGAAGAGCUCUGUAACUUCUGGUUCCUCUUUGCCAAAGCCUAUGCUAACAGAUGGCGAGAAGGGCAUGGUGGAGAAGAAUACCAAUGGCAAGUGGUGGAAGGAGAAUGAGCUGGGCUAUUCGAGCCCAAACAAUGGCACCAACAGCAGAAGAAGGAGAAAGAAUGGCUGUUAUUUCUUUUUCCUGAGCAGCAAGAGUAAAAACUAGAGAGAUUUGAGGGUGGAAGCACUCAAAGGAAUGAAGUGAAUGGAGUUAUAAAAUUCGUUGUUUAAAUUCUGGGCAAAGUCUCAUAUUAUUAUAAUAACUGCCAGCAAAGAGGAGCAUGGCUUGUAGAGGAUUUCAUUUCAUUUUCUGUUCUUGUUUUCUAUUUAAAAUUACCUUGUACAAUGAUGUGGUAAAUAAUAAAAGAUACACUUUUGA
Elaeis guineensis (African oil palm) is the source of this 996-nucleotide messenger RNA. RefSeq lists its product as uncharacterized. Lineage: Eukaryota; Viridiplantae; Streptophyta; Magnoliopsida; Arecales; Arecaceae. The record is from RefSeq and is a predicted model, not a curated record.